AUGGCAAUCAAACACGCGACGCCCGUGACCGUGUCCCUCUCAGCACUGCAAUCCAACUCGAUCCCAUUCUCGACGCUGCUCGAAGCCUUCGGACCCUCGUCACUGGGCAUCCUGGUGGUGACGGACCUCCCGCGCGAAUUCACGACGCUGCGCACGACCGUGCUCUCCAACGCGUCGCGGCUCGCCGCCCUCCCCGCGCCGACGCUCGAACGCCUCACCAACGCGCCCGCGAAAUACCUGGUCGGCUGGUCGCACGGCAAAGAGAGUCUGCGCGAGGGCGUCGUCGACGACAAGAAGGGGAGUUACUACAUCAACUGUUCGUUCUACAACCAACGGAGUGAAAGAGAAGGAGGAGACGGAGAAGAUGCAUCGCUCAAGCUCGACAGGGAGAACUUCCCCGGCUUCGACGAGUACACGGCGCCGAGCGUGUGGCCGGCCGAGGACGAGGUCCCGGGGUUCCGCGGCAGUGGGCAGGAUUUGAUCCGUUUGAUCAUCGAUACCGCCGUGUUGGUGGCGCGGGCGUGCGAUCGCUACGCGGAGCAGGAGAUCGAGGGCUAUGAGCCCGGGUAUUUGGAGCGCGUGGUCCAGGGGAGUCGCACCAGUAAGGCUCGGCUGUUGCAUUAUUUUCCCAGUGAGGAGCAGGAAGAAGAAAAGAAAGAGCCGGGGUUGGAGACCGCCGAGGGCAAGGUCGACGAUACAUGGUGCACGACGCAUCUCGACCACGGGUGUCUGACGGGCCUGACGUCGGCCAUGUUCGUGGAUGAAUCUUCUUCAUCGUCACCGACGCAGGACCUCGCGGAACUCCCCACGUCGCCGGACCCGACGUCCGGCCUGUACAUCCUGUCGCGCACGGGCGAGAUCAACAAGGUCGCGAUCCCGCGCGACAGUCUGGCGUUCCAGACCGGCGAGACGCUGCAGCUGAUCACGCAGGGCCGCUUCAAGGCCGUGCCGCACUUCGUCAAGGGCGUCGAGAAAGCCAAUGUCGCGGACCCCAACGCGAGGAUCGCGAGGAAUACCCUGGCCGUCUUUACGCAGCCGAAUCUCGACGAGGUCGUCGAUUUGAAGACGGGUUUGACGUUUGGCGAGUUUGCGAGGGGCGUCGUGAAGAAGAAUACGACGGUCGCGGCGUGA
Messenger RNA from Exophiala bonariae, 1131 nucleotides. RefSeq lists its product as uncharacterized. The coding region runs from base 1 to 1131 and encodes 376 amino acids. The transcript has a single exon. NCBI's taxonomy places the organism in Eukaryota, Fungi, Ascomycota, Eurotiomycetes, Chaetothyriales, Herpotrichiellaceae. The record is from RefSeq and is a predicted model, not a curated record.